Messenger RNA from Olea europaea var. sylvestris, 807 nucleotides. Its product is annotated as CRIB domain-containing protein RIC4-like. The record is from RefSeq and is a predicted model, not a curated record. The transcript is spliced from 3 exons. Bases 92 to 646 code for a protein of 184 amino acids. NCBI's taxonomy places the organism in Eukaryota, Viridiplantae, Streptophyta, Magnoliopsida, Lamiales, Oleaceae.
UUUAAAUCUCUCUCUCUCUCUCUCUCUCUCUCUCUCUCUCACAUCUCUGUGUAGUGGAGUUUGCAGCUUGGAUUUGCAUAUGUUUUAAGAAAUGACGGAUCGUAUGGAAAAACUUGCACUUAUUCCAUUCUCAUUGAGCUGUAAUUCUGACUUAAGUGUUGCAGUUGGCACCACCCAAUUACCUGAGAAGAAAUAUGCAGAACAAACUACAGACACAAGUUUGGUCGUAACAGGACAAAAGGAGGGAGAGGGAAAGCCUUCGAGAGAGAAAUCAAUGAAGAAAAGCAGGGGAUUCUUGGCUCUUCCAAAACCACUUCUUUCGAAGGGCAUACAUAGAUUGGUGAAGCAUCUAAAAAGUUUUUCUCAGAUGUUUGUUUACAAGGAAGAAAUGGAAGAAAAGGAAAAGGAACUGGAAAUAGGGUUUCCGACAGAUGUAGAGCAUGUAAGCCAUAUAGGAUUGGAUGGAUCAACGACAAUCAAUCCAAUUCCAGAAUGGAAAAAUCGAAAAGCUCCUGAAAUUCUUUCAUUUCCUUCAAUUUCUUUAGAACAAUUUGAACGUGCAAUGGCUGCCCAAUCUCAUGGCCAUUUAAAUAUUACCACUGAUACAAAAUUUACCUUAAAUAACAAUUUGAACUUACAAUUCUAGACAUUUAGUGUGAAUUUCCAAUGAAUGAGAGUUUCUUCCAGUUAAUUUCGUUACUUGAGUUCUUUGUUGUUAGGAUGGAAAAGAAAAUAUUUAAUUUGUUACAACAAAGGAAUUUGUGAUGAAUUGCUAUUGCAAAGAUUAAUGGCCGAAGAAAUAUUGAU